Mirounga angustirostris (Northern elephant seal) is the source of this 9029-nucleotide messenger RNA. RefSeq names its product solute carrier family 35 member A1 (gene SLC35A1). Gene Ontology annotation, molecular function: pyrimidine nucleotide-sugar transmembrane transporter activity. The record is from RefSeq and is a predicted model, not a curated record. The coding region runs from base 127 to 1227 and encodes 366 amino acids. NCBI's taxonomy places the organism in Eukaryota, Metazoa, Chordata, Mammalia, Carnivora, Phocidae. Gene Ontology annotation, biological process: pyrimidine nucleotide-sugar transmembrane transport. Gene Ontology annotation, cellular component: Golgi membrane. The transcript is spliced from 8 exons.
CCAUCCGGGUCUUCCCAUUUGCGGGGGUAGCUUGGAUUGCUGAGCCUAAUCUUGGUGCCAGGCUGGGCAGGAAGUCGGCGGACGGUCGGCGGGCGAGGCGCUCUAGGCCGAGUGAUUUUCGUCUCUAUGACCACAAGGAGGCGGUCUCGGGUGUCCCGAGGACGGCGCGCGGAGGGGGCGUGCGUCAGUUCCGCGCGGGGCUGUCGGGGAACCAUGGCUGCCCCAAGAGAAAAUGUCAGUUUAUUAUUCAAGUUAUACUGCUUGGCAGUGAUGACCCUGGUGGCCGCAGCUUAUACCGUAGCUUUAAGAUACACAAGGACAUCAGACAGAGAACUCUACUUUUCAACCACAGCCGUGUGUAUUACAGAAGUUAUAAAGUUAUUGCUAAGUGUGGGAAUUUUAGCUAAAGAAACUGGUAGUCCUGGUAGAUUCAAGGCAUCUUUAAGAGAAAAUGUCUUGGGGAGCCCCAAGGAACUGAUGAAGUUAAGUGUGCCAUCAUUAGUGUAUGCUGUUCAGAACAAUAUGGCUUUCCUAGCUCUUAGCAAUCUGGAUGCAGCAGUAUACCAGGUGACUUAUCAAUUAAAGAUUCCCUGCACUGCUUUAUGUACUGUUUUAAUGUUAAACCGGACACUCAGCAAAUUACAGUGGAUUUCAGUUUUUAUGCUGUGUGGUGGAGUCAUACUUGUACAGUGGGAACCAGCCCAGGCUACAAAAGUCGUGGUGGAACAGAAUCCCUUGUUAGGGUUUGGCGCCGUAGCUAUUGCUGUAUUGUGCUCAGGAUUUGCAGGAGUGUAUUUUGAAAAAGUUUUAAAGAGUUCAGACACUUCCCUUUGGGUGAGAAACAUUCAGAUGUAUCUCUCAGGGAUCGUUGUGACAUUAGUUGGCGUCUACUUGUCAGAUGGAGCGGAAAUUAAUGAAAAAGGAUUUUUCUAUGGUUACACAUACUAUGUCUGGUUUGUCAUUUUUCUUGCAAGUGUUGGAGGCCUCUACACUUCCGUUGUGGUCAAGUACACAGACAACAUCAUGAAAGGCUUUUCUGCGGCAGCCGCCAUUGUCCUUUCUACCAUCGCUUCAGUGAUGCUGUUUGGGUUACAGAUAACACUCACCUUUGCUCUGGGCACUCUUCUUGUAUGUGUUUCUAUAUAUCUCUAUGGAUUACCCAGACAAGACACUACAUCCAUCCAACAGGGAGAAAUAGCUUCAAAAGAGAGAGUCGGUGGUGUGUGAUUUCAGCCUCAAAAGCGAUUCCUACCAAGACUAAACUGCAUUAAACUAGAGCCUUAAGUCAAUCCCAGAAGGUAGCUUAAACAAAAAACAAUGUUAACUGUGUCAUAAGAAUUAGGAAGAAAACUAUCUGAGUGAGUUGCUACAAAGAUUUAAUGUGGCCUGUUUUGGGUCAACCUGUUUUGUUUUAGAAUGAAAGAAUUUUAUUAUUGUACAUAUAAUGUAUAUAAAAAGUAUGGGGAGGUGUGUUAAAAAAAAAAAUCAUGUGAGGAUGCAAUAUUCAAGUAACAAGGUUUGGGACAAGGUUAAGGGUUAAAGUGCCAAAGCCAUUUCUGUACAAACUGUUUUCUUGUUCAGGUACCAGGGGAGAAGGACGACCCCUCCUUGUUCUCCAAUUUGUGUACAGUAUUUUCAUCCCAGCAGCAAAGACUUAGCUCUUUUCUUACAAAAGACAGGCAAAACCAAGAUAGGCUAGUUCAGAAACAAACUGAAUGUGUAACUUCUCAAACUGAAUCUAUUUCAUAAUGCAGACAAUGACCUCUAGGUGGUGAAUGAGUACUCCUCUAAGUGCUGUAUUUGUGCCAUUCAUUGUCUGGAUUCAUGUUUCUUUGCAGUUAGAUCUACUUUUCUUCAAAAAAUAUUUCUAAUGUCACUUUUGUACUUUUUUUUAUAAAGUAUGUUUAAAACUACUGGGCUGUCAAUUUGUGAAAUUUCAGUGUUUUUAAAAAAAUUUUCUAUAAUGUUAGUGGGAAAAUUCAGCAAUAAAUUUAUUUAUAUGGAAUCUAUGAACACUUUUUUUUUUUUUUUUAAGAUUUUAUUUAUUUAUUUGAGACAGAAUGAGAGACAGAGAGCAUGAGAGGGAGGAGGGUCAGAGGGAGAAGCAGACUCCCUGCCGAGCAGGGAGCCCCAUGCGGGACUCGAUCCAGGGACUCCAGGAUCAUGACCUGAGCCGAAGGCAGUUGCUUAACCAACUGAGCCACCCAGGCGCCCUAUGAACACUUUUUGUAUUGUGAUUAUAACCAUUAAGUUAAGAUAAUGCAAAAUGUAAAAAAACCCGAAACAUUAAAUUUUUCAUUUUUUCUAUGUUGGAAUUUUAGGGUUCUCUUGGCUAGCCUUCAGCAAAAACGAGCGUUUAUAAGGACUACAAUCAGGGCAGUAGGGCUCUAGGUUGUAGGAGAUAAUGUACGAUCUUUUCAGGGAGCUGCUUUUGGAAAGACUGGGCUCUAACCAUCCCUGUCCCCGUGUCAUUUCACUCAAGAUUCAAAUACUGAGGUGGCUACCACAGAUCUGGGAAGGGGAACAUUUUUCCAGACAAGUAGAGAAGGAUAUAGGACAUGAAAAACAUGUCCCAAUUGUACAUUUUUAUUCCAUGGCUGGUUUGUGCUAAGGAAAUGAUACUUCAAGUAAAAAUUAGUAUUCUGGAAGCUAACGCAUUUAAAAUUGAGACUGCGUGGACGAGUCUUCUCUAGGACUAAGAAGGUGUACCAUACUUGCCAAUAUAAAACUAUGUUCAUUCAACUAGAGAAGCUUUGGUUCAUGCUAAUUUGCUUCUCUAUUCGUAAAAGUAGAUUGUCAGUAAUAUUCAGAAGGCUUCUAGUAGCAACAUUUAGGAUAAAUGAUAGCAGUCUGAAUGGAAAUACUGGCAGAUGAGGAUAGCCGUACUGACUGAACAGACCACAUCCCACUUAACCAAAUCAUACAAAAUACCCUUGACCAAUAGGCAGGUACAUGAAAGAAAUGGUUUGAGAAACUCCAUUUCAAAUUCUGGUUUAACUAAUGGACUAAUUUUUAUAAAAAGAUCCUAGUACAAUAUGUGUACAAGUAAUUCCUUGUUAUUCCAAUCUAUUCAGUUCCCAAGUUCAUGCAGUAAGAGUUACCUGUACAGAUCAAUGGAAGAUAAGCAUGACAUUUGUUCUCUGGGAGUGGCUGUCAGCUGUAUAGGCAAAAAGGUUUAAUUCUGGUCUCCCUAAAUUGAUUCAGAACUAGCCAUUAUUAUAAGAAAAUUGAAACUGCUUUUAUCAAUUUUAUCUGAUGCAAACAUGAGGUAAUCUCACUUAUAAGAACAGUUUCUGGAAGAAUGAUGCAGUGAAAACCUCAAGCUGGAGCUUAAAAUCUAAUCUUUUAUCCCCAUUAGACUGCAGUGAAUUUUAGAAGAUUUGGGUUAGUUUUAUAAAACUCUGUUUAGUAAGUACUUACUGACCAGCAGGGAACUCAAGUGAUUUUUUUUUUAGAUAAAGAUUUAAUAAGUUGAGAAAUCACUUAGGCUUACUAAAACAUAGAUUCUGAUACAGAAUAACAGUUUAAAUUCUAAACAAGGCAUAUAAGAAUAGAUAACUAGAAUUCACUCGGUAUUUAGAAAGCUAUUUUAAUUAGAAAUUACAUUCUACAUACAGGUGUUAUUCCAAGAAGUUUCAUUCCAUUGGCUAGGACAGAACGCACAGCUCUGAAAAGAUGAAGUCUGGCCUAUGAAAUAAAACAAAGAAUGAUUAAAUGUUCAGUUCAACAACAGGCUAACUAUAAGUGAAUAAAGAACAUUUUUAAAAGUAAUUCUAACUUUCUUCUAACUUAAAGUAGGAACAGUAUCUCAGUGCCCCAGCGUUUGCUGUCGGCAAGGGAAGACAGAUUCCUAGCAUUCCUUAUAAUAUGACUGUUACCCAAGAGCUGGGGAGUGGGAGUGACGGUAUCAUUAUAUCUGAAGUACAGCUCCAGAUGAGGGGAACUCCUCACCUGAACACUUGAUGUAGGAAGAUGCGUUUCACAGUCCAGUGUUGGAAAGUCUAUCAACACUGUUACAGUCCAAUUCGAAUUACCACCUGAGUCCGUAAGUACACUACUGUAGCCGAACCACAAGAUGCUAUUUUAGGAACAUUUACAAGACUGCCUCAGUGACAUUAAUCGGAGGAUGCAGAGAUUACCCAGAAAACACUUAGCGUACGUACCCCAGCCACUUCGGGAGGACUGUUUCUUACAAGCAGUGUCUUGUGUGCCAUAGCAGCAAGGUGACUGAAACGGGAAGAAGAAAUGAAGACCAGUCGUCAUUUCCUGUGGUAACACACAAGCUUGAUAUCUUACUCCCUCAACUUAAGGCUAUCCAAGCCCAGAGCCAGUAAAGGAUGUGUGCGACACUGAAGCUGAGACUUGAAUUCACUGCUUUUCUGUAAUAGGAAAAGUAAAACACAUUCAACUAAAACUUUAGAUUUGGGUCGUAAUACCUCAAGUUCUUAAGAUUAUGAUUUCACUGCUUCACAAAGAUAGGGGAUUCCUUUCUGAAGAUUAGUUUUUCUCAUUUAGGCUUCUUUUAGGAUGAAAGCUAUAACAUGAUCUGGACAUCCCCCCUCUGUACGGUGAGGAGGCGGGGUAAGACUAGUUAUUGGCCCACCGCACACACACUGGCCACUCUUCUCUAAAGUAUCUUUUCUGAUUAAGUAGAGCAGCAAAUAGAACAAUAUGCUAGAGAAAUGAUGCUUCUGACAUUGAUUUCAAUGAUGAACUGACAUUUAAUUAGACUUUCUGGCUUCUUUAUUUCUCUAUGACUCAGAAUUUAAAGGAAAAACAUUUAUUUAAAUCUGGGGAAGACAGGUAAAAAGGAUAAUCAAGAGAACAGUACCAAUAAAUCUGAUUUCAGUAAAUCAUGACUAAAAGCAAAUAUUUCCUUUCUUAAAUAGAUUUAUGGAAAGAUACAGUUGUUGCUCUAGAAGAUACUCAACUUCUAUUCAGAGUUUCUGAAACAGCUACUCUGAAAUUCCUAUUAAACUGAUUUGCCUUCCAAUUCAUCCUCUACUCUCUAGCUGACUGAUUUUUCUGUGUCGCUGUUUAGUCUUUUUUAUGGACUCCACUGCCCUGAAAAUAAGCUGAAAUGCCUUAAUACAUGCAAAAAGGCCUUGACACACUCAUUUUUCACCCCUCCCAGGGCCAUGCUUGUAGUUCCAUUAAUGUAGCAUGUUCUUGCUCCGCUCUGGGCUUUUUCUUCUUUUUCUGCCACCUUGCUUCUCCUGAUUAAUAUCGACUCCUCUCCUCCGAGAAGCCCUCUUUCAUCCAUCAAGGCCGGGCUGAGUGCCCUAACACUGUCUCCUAUGUCCACUCUAUCCGAGCACGUAUGUGCUGUUAUGUAACUACCUGUGAUGAAGCUGUUGUUUCCUAUCACCAGACUGCAGUGACUGCACCUUAUAUCACUGAAUGAAUAAAUGAACAUUAAUUGCUGAUUUGCAAAGAUGAAGCAAGAAUUCCUAUAACUUAAGGCAUCUCAUUUUUUAGGCCAAGGGAUUUGUUUAUAAGAAAACUUUAGAAGAAACAAAGGUUCUUUGUCAGGUCUGGUCUCUGAUGUCUUUAAUACCUGAAAACAGCAAGGUUAUAAAGUACCUUAGAGUUAGAAGGUAACUGACAAUGUGCCUGGGUUGAAGGUCCUGAGAUGAUCUACAAAGCACCUCGUCGAACCUAAAAGAAAGAUGACAGGAACGGUUGGCGAGGGAAGACUGCACAUAUUACACUAAGCUAAGAUGUUAAGAUCUUGGAUGUAAGGUUGACUGGACAGCAUUACGAGUAGAAGGUAUAGGGGUGCCUGGGUGGCUCAUUCGGUUGAGCAUCUGACUCUCGAGGUUUCAGCUUAGGUUGUGAUCCUGGGGUCGUGAGACUGAGCCCUGCAUCAGGUUCCUUGCCCAGCGUGGAGCCUGUUUAAGUUUCUCUCUCUUUCUCCCUCUGCCCCUACCGUGCUCUUGCUCUCUCUAAAAAAAAAGCGUAGAGGGGCGCCUGGGUGGCUCAGUCGUUAAGCGUCUGCCUUCGGCUCAGGUCAUGACCCCAGGGUCCUGGGAUCGAGCUCCACAUCGGGCUCCCUGCUUGGGGGGAAGCCUGCUUCUCCCUCUCCCACUUCCCCUGCUUGUGUUCCCUCUCUCGCUGUCUCUCUGUCAAAUAAAUAAAUAAAAUCUUUAAAAAAAAAAAAAAAAGAGUAGAAUAUGAAAAAAGACCUUGUGUGCAUUUUAAGGUAAAGGCACAUUUUUCUUUCUUACAAAUUCCUUGAUGGCAGGUACUCUCUAAAUCAUUUUGAUAUCCCUUAGGCCUAGCCCGGAACAAGGACUCAGGCUGUUAAACUGAAUGUAAAAAGCCUAUAGCCAUGUUUAGGACCAUAAUCUAGAAACUAGCAAACAGAGUCUACCUUCAAUACCAAGAAAACCAGGUUGGCUUAUUUUUUCUGACAAAUUAGUCAAAUGUGAGAAAACGGACUCCUCUGAUCCCAGGAAAGAGCCACUGACCACUGUGUGGCAAUCGGAGAAAACUGCCUUAACUACCCACAUCCUUUCCAGAGACUACUAUCUCCUGUCAAGUCCGGCUUUGCCACCAAUGCUUGUGAGAGCUCAAAGGUGUGGUCCCUUGCCCAGUGUCAGGGCAUCAAGGAGAUGUCGGAGACUGUGAAUGGAAACCAUGAGGCAGAGGAAGGACUUAACGGUUUCACGGAAGCUGCACACAGACAGCGGUUCUCCUUCACUUACCAAAGAGGGUGAGGAGAAGAUCUUUUCCAAAACGAAAAGUUGAUGCUUUUACCAGGUUUCCAUUCUCAGACCACGACCCAGAGGACGUCAGGCAUCUGUACUGAUGCAGCAGUGAUAUUUUUAAGUCCCAAGGACUGACCUUAACUGUGUCCUCUUUUGUCCGCCUUCAAAGGGCAGGUAAUCCCUUUCUGGCCAGACCUUCGGGAAAGUGCUGUCUGGUGGCAGGAGCCAGCUGCUGGCUUGUUCACUCCAGUGGUCAGCAAACCAUCAACAGUCAUUUCACUAAGCAGGUGCAGACUCAAUACGACUAGAAAACCAUACCUGAGAAGAUGCUGGAGAAUGGAAAUAGACUGUGGAUCUUGUAAGCAAGCAGUGUUGAAAUCAUUCAGAUAACCACAUCCAAAAGUCUCUUCCAAACUGUUAUCAAAAGUUUAAAAACAACAAGGGAUUAAACAAGUCAUCCAACGACACAUAAUUGCAAGUUUGUCACAACGCCUCAAUUUUUCCCAACUCUGUUUCUUCCUCUGAAAAUGGGAGUAUAUUCUUUGGCAGCGUUAUUCUGAGUCCUGAAUAAGGUAAUGUACAUAAAAGCACUUCUUACAGAGAUGCUCAAUAAACAUUUGAAAAACCAAACCUAACAGGUGGCCCACUGUCCUUCUAACUAGUUUUGGAUAUGAGAUAUUGGAGAAGCCUAGCAAACAGGACCUUUGGUCUUCAGAGCACACCAGCCCCGCCCACGCUGGGAAGGAGAGAGGGGCUCGGCGUUUCCAGCAGACGCCCCUCACCUGUGGAGGCGGGCAUGCGUGUACUGCAGGAAGACUCCUGUGUCCCCACGACUCUGGAAAACACGAUCCCAGCUGAACUGAUAGUCAGAUAAGAGUAAACCUUUGAAGUCCUAGAAUGACAAGAGUACAUUUUUAGCACUGGGGUUUGUUCUAGUACCAAACAAAAGGGUCUCACAGGCGGCAGUCUUAACAGACCUGAAUAAUGAGUGCGGCGAGCCCGACCCUCUCUGCAGUCUGCUGUGGGUUCUCCAGUUCUUUGGUAGCUGGAACAGACAAAGGCAGCUAUCUUUAACUUACAUGAAACUGUACAGAAUCAGCGAUUCUGGUAACAUCUGCCAAAAAUGUAUGCUGCCAGUAAGAAGAACAAACAGGUUCACAGUGGGCAAUUUACUUUCCUAAUUUGGGCUAAUUUACCUUGGAUAAAGACACUCCCUUGCCUACAUUAAAAGGAAAGAAACACAAAUUCACCUUUCUCAUAAAUAUCCCUUAUGAGACAUUAGCUUAAAACUGGUACUUACUUUUCCAAGGUUAAACAAAGCCAUGAGUACUUGUGACCUGUUUCCUAUAACGUAACAUGGGAAUUUCACAUAACCACUCCAAGAGUGGAAUGACAACGCUGAAGCUGUCCAUGAAAAGAGGCCUAGGGUCGUAUCAAUUCAGAUUAUUGAACUGAAUGACACCAAGCAGCAAGUCUAAAACCUCUGGCACCUCUAAUUAGUGCGAGCUAUUUUUGACAAGGUUAGUGAAAAUGAAGAGAGAGAUGGUCAAAAUCAAUCGCGCUGCACAGAAGUCCCGCAAAACAUCCAAGUGGCACAUAAGUUAUGACUGUAACAACAGUAAAGUGAAUUCACUCUUAAUAGAAGCCAUGUUCUGUAGCAUCCUCGACCGAAUCUCAUUUAGAACAUCUUCCAGAAAAGUAACAUUUCCUCUUCGAGUCUUCAUUCCCUGCACCACUCCAAAGGGCACGUGCUGGCACCUGAAAUGGAAGAGAAAAGAACAGAUGAUCAAAGCAUACGAUAAUACCCUUUCACAGAGUAGUCUGAACUUCAACUCUCUUAGAGGGACUUUUCAAAAUUAAUCAACUGAAAUAGGAUGUGAUUUGUUAUAUGCCACAAGAGAUGUUAAACACACAGCUUCAUUUUACAGAGAUAAUCACUACGAUGUGAUUAAAUUACUAGUUGCCUUUGUGGAAAAAAAAGGAGGGAUUAAGAAUUUUGGAAAUCAAGCCACUGAGAGCAGAUGUCUAAUAAAGACACAUUUGUUAAAUGUUUGUAAGUUAGAAAUGAGUAUCACCAGGACAUAAGUCAAUGUAAAAAACAAACCUGCUUCUACACUGAUACCUUGAAAUAUAUAAGUGAAAUCUGAAUGACGACCUUUAACAACUUGGUAUAUUUUGGGACUUGGCUGACCUAACAAAUCCUUAAUGAUCUUGAACAGACAGUUACGAACCAUGUAGACAUUACCUUUCUGCCCAGUCAUAUCCCAUGAUCUGCAGCAUUUGGAACACCUGCUGAAAAUGCUUUUUUUGCCCUUUAUC